This is a messenger RNA of Chelonia mydas (Green sea turtle), 4255 nucleotides long. It is a transcript of the gene TMPRSS4, whose product is annotated as transmembrane serine protease 4. Gene Ontology annotation, cellular component: membrane. The transcript has 12 exons. Lineage: Eukaryota; Metazoa; Chordata; Testudines; Cheloniidae. Gene Ontology annotation, biological process: proteolysis. The record is from RefSeq and is a predicted model, not a curated record. Gene Ontology annotation, molecular function: serine-type endopeptidase activity; protein binding. The coding region runs from base 280 to 1605 and encodes 441 amino acids.
AAUCAUAAUUCCUGCUUGACGACUCCCGUGGUGGGUUUUAAAUAGCACUCCCGCUGUCCAGCGGUCAGUGCGAAGGUAGAGCACCAAAGAGCAGGGGCUGCUCAGCUCAGGCAGCGUGGGGACAGCUGCAGAGCAUCUGAGACUCUGGACAAACCGCAUGGGUUCUGGCACCCUUCGGGCGCUCGGUGAUUGAAGGGCACGUGCUGCGUUCCAGGCAUCCCUUGGAUCUGGGAAACUGACUCUUUCCACAGUCUGAAGGACACUCGCAGCUGGGCAGACAUGGACACAAAUUCUGAGUGGCCCCUGAACAGGAGAGGUCCUCCUCCGCCAUGCAAACCCCUGACUGGGACACAAAAUUUCAAGCGAUUUGGCAUCCCGCUCAUUGCCACCAUCCUGAGCAUGGCCACCAUCGUUGUAAUUGCCUUCCUAAUCAAGGCAGUCCUGGAACGCUACUACUUCCUCUGCAGUAAGACAUUCAAGUUCAUCCCCACGCAGCAGCAGUGUGACGGGCGGGAAGACUGCUCCUGGGGCGAGGACGAGGAGACCUGUGUGCAGCAGGUCCCAGAAGGCCCACCCAUGGAAGUCCGCAUUUCCAAAGACAGAUCCACCUUGCAGGUGCUAAACAAAGAGACCGGAGCCUGGUUCUGGGCAUGUCAUGAUAACUUUCAUAUGACCCUGGCAAAAGCAGCCUGCAAGCAAAUGGGCUACAGCAGCGUCCCCGCCUUCAGAGCUGUGGACAUUGCAGACACGCAGGGCCUGCCCCUCAGGGAGGUCACAUUGAACAAUGGGGUCCUCCAAGGGCAAGACUCCGGCAGGCACUGCCUCUCUGGGACCGUCGUUUCACUCGCAUGUGCCACCUGUGGAGAAAGUGUGAGGUCUCCACGUGUGGUUGGUGGGGGCCAGGCCAGGAUCGACGCCUGGCCAUGGCAGGUCAGCUUACAGCACAAAACCCAGCACCUCUGUGGGGGCAGCAUCAUUGACCCGAGGUGGAUUCUCACAGCAGCACAUUGCUUCAAGAACAACCUGGCCCUUCAGAACUGGCGAGUGAAAGCAGGAUCCGAAAUCCUCUCCAACUUCAACACUAUCCCUGUGGAAAAGAUCUUCAUCAUUGACAGUAAUCAUAUGUUUCCCAAAGAUAAUGACAUUGCCCUGGUAAAACUAACGUCUCCAUUAAGUAUUUCAGACACAGUUAAGCCAAUCUGUCUGCCUUUUUUUGAUGAGGAACUGCCCUCACAUGCCCCACUGUGGGUGACAGGCUGGGGCUACACAGAGCAGGAUGGUACAUUGUCCAAGUCUCUGCAGCAGGCCCAGAUCAAACUGAUUGACAGCAACACCUGCAAUGCUCUCGAUGCCUACCAGGGGGACAUCUCAGAUACGAUGAUAUGUGCAGGCCUCAUGGAAGGUGGUGUCGAUACCUGCCAGGGAGACAGCGGCGGCCCCUUGAUGUACAAUCCAGGGCACUGGCAGGUGGUGGGGAUCGUCAGCUGGGGACAUGGCUGUGGCGGACCAAGCACUCCCGGCGUCUACACCAAGGUGCAGGCCUAUCUCAAUUGGAUCUACACCGUCCAGAGGGUCAGCGUCCUUGUCUCUGAAACCAGACACUGAUCAUGAAUGGAUUCCUCCCUGCUGGGCUGGCAAGGGGCAGCUUGUGCCACCCCUAUGCUGUGAGUGCCAGAGGCCAGUUCAGCUCCUGUGACUUGCCCUACACUGUUAUUGCAACAGCACAGAAUGGCCAGGCCACAAACAUUCGCCAGCCAUGCCCGCCAGAAUGCUCCCUGCCUCAGGGCCUGGUGGGGUUCACAUACCGCACCAUGGCUGGGACAGAGGUAGCAAUGGUCCAUGAAGAAUCUGGCUUACACAGCUACAGAACUACAUUGAUGGGAAGUGGCUAGGGCUUCUUGGUGUUUAGUUCCCCAGAAAAAAAAUAUACAUUGCUCCUGGGUGCUGAGCUAAUCAAAAAUCCAAAGCGUUUGCUGCUCCUAGGCUUCCUCAAUACGACGAGUGCCCCUAAGCAGGAGAUCUGGCUUCAAGCUCUGACCCCUCAGCAGUAGUCUCUGAGACAGGGGUGGGAAAACUAUGGCCCAUGGGCCGCUUCCGGCCCAUCAGACGUUUUUAUCCAGUCCUCGAGCUCCCGCCGGGGAGCAGGGUCGGGGGCUACCCUGCUCCGCCUGCCCGGGACUCCCCAGCCCCCGACUCACACUUCCCUUCAUGAGCACCAUCUUCCGGCACAUGGAGCGCCACACUGCGCAGACACGACUUCACUGCGCUGUUUCUGGGAUCAGAAACCCCCCCCCCCCACUACGCAGCAGCCCCCCCACACACACACACGCACAGCAGCACACCCAGUCCCCUCCUGGUCUCCUACGGCCCCACCCUCGAGAGCCUCGAAACUGCCCAGGGGCUGCACCUGUCCCAGCUAGGGUCCCUCCGCCCCUGUGGUGCCUGGUACGGCCACCGUGGAGUCAUUGCCAGCAUGACCCCUAGGAGUCCCCUGUAGAGCCCCCUCCUCAGUAACACUCCUUAUAGAGCCCCCCCAUGCUACACCCCACAGAGUCCCUCUCCCCCACUGGGCAUUCAUGGCCCCCCAUACAAUUUCCAUACCCAGAUGCGGCUCUCAGGCCAGAAAGUUUGGACCCGCCCUCCCCACACACACUCUGGGGGGGGCACGUCGUGCUGGUGCCACAAUGUCUGCUAGCUAAUCAAGAGGGCCAAGACAUUGCUAGUUGAACACGUGACAGCAGCUGAAUGGAGCUGAGGUGCAUUUCUGCUCUUCCCGGCAGAGGAGACUUUAGCUAGCCAGGGCAGGUGAUGCAGGGGGUAGACAGGGCCUUCGGGAAGGCUCAAUUCUAGAGGAGCUUUGUUGCCCGGGCCCUGGAGGCACCUGCCCAGCCUGUGGGGAAUUGCCCCUACAGCAGCUAGAGGGGCCUGGAAGGAACUGGGGACUGAAGGGGUGAAGGGAAGCAGUGGGCCAGGGGUAUUAUGGAGCAUGUUCCACCCUCACGCCUGGCUGUGCUUUGGUUUCCUUAGGAACUGAAUUGACAUCUGAAGCUAGAAUUUGGUUCAAUGUUUAUUCCGGCAUUUUUGUGGUGCCAGUUUUAAUUUCUUGCGUGUCUCACCUUCCAGUCAGAGCUCUGAGGCUCCCGCAGCGGCAGCUUCCCAUCACGGCCCCUGUGUUAAACACCUGGCUGCCCUGGUUCUAAGACCUGCUGGGAAACUCACUUCCAGCCAUUGCACCUGGGACCUGCACAUCCCUGGGUUCACUUUCUGAAGGCCCAGCACCAUGCCAUGAUUUAGCAGUGGCUCGGGACUCUGGGGGUGGUUAAAGUGGCAGAGGCCCCCAUCACAUCCAAGGAAUUUGCCUGGCUCAGAGCACCUCCCCGGAGAUGAUGAGGUAUUGCUCUCCAUAGCCUCCCCAGGCCAGGAAGGUUUGCUUGGAUCCAAGCUGCUGUUUGCUCAGCCCAGUUCUACCCCGUCACAAAGUUAGUGAAACAAGCAAUGCCUUUCCCCAGUCGACUAUUCUCGCUCAGGAAAAGUUUAUCCCUUUGCAAAAGGAUUUAAUCCCUAUUCUUUUCAGAGAUGGGCUAGAUCCAAACCUCUGAUCCCAACAGAACCAGACUUUGGGGCCCAUCCAGCACCACCAGUGGCCCAGGCCCAUCUCUAACCUCUUGGGCACAAACCAUUCUUUGUGGCCAACAGAAUAUGGAGUUUCUCUGACUCCUCUUUAAAUUUUCACAUUCUUAAACUAAGCCCCAGUGCUCAGCUGGGGAGAACAGGCAGCACUGCCUCCUGUCAAACUUCUUUAUUUAUCUGAAAUAAGAGCACACAAUUUUGUACCCCACAGUGGAUGAUUUUCUGUUGGCAGAACAAGUCCUGUUCUGGGCUGUGGAUGCAGAUGGCUGUUUGCUGUGAUGGGAUUGUUACUGGAAUGAGCAAUUAUAUUUAGUUCAAUAUCAGCCUUAGGAGACAUCAGGGCUUAUGGUGAACCCUGUGUUAACUAUAGGUCCACAAACAAUCUCAUGCCUUGAACAUGAGACCAGCAUGCGCCAAUGAACUGACCACAGACCUGGAAGCCAGGAACUCCUGCCUUCAAAGCUGAGUCUGCCACUUACCUCGUCAGGACAACGGAAAUAACCAGAGUGCCUCCGGUGCAACUCCAGGGGGGCCAGCGUAGCGUAAAAGUGGUUGGAGCGAGAGGGAAUCGGUCGCGUGAGCCUGAAAUCUGACACAAACCGUUCGGUGACAAUGAUCCACUGGG